This is a messenger RNA of Sciurus carolinensis (gray squirrel), 4186 nucleotides long. RefSeq names its product zinc finger protein 14-like. Gene Ontology annotation, biological process: regulation of transcription by RNA polymerase II. Lineage: Eukaryota; Metazoa; Chordata; Mammalia; Rodentia; Sciuridae. Bases 340 to 2142 code for a protein of 600 amino acids. Gene Ontology annotation, molecular function: RNA polymerase II transcription regulatory region sequence-specific DNA binding; DNA-binding transcription factor activity, RNA polymerase II-specific. The transcript is spliced from 5 exons. Gene Ontology annotation, cellular component: nucleus. The record is from RefSeq and is a predicted model, not a curated record.
CCAGGGGACAGGGCCCAGGGCCACCCGCCAGCCGGGACUUGUCCACGCUCCGCAGCUCACCCGCUCGCGGGGCCCACGUAGGUGCUGGAGCCAGCCUGACAGGCUCGGCCUGGAAUCUCUCACUCUGGCCUACUUCAGCCAGUGAUUGGAUGAUGGAGGCUGUCACUCAAGUCUUGGGGCGUGUCUAGAGGCGGUCCAUCGAUAUGCCUGAGUGGACCUGUCCAAACAGCCCUGGCGUGCUGUGCUCAGGGGUCCAGGUGACUGCGCAGCCUGUGUCCCCGCGAGCUGCGGUGCCCGCAGGUCCCUGGAGAGGUCGCGGGGUCACGACGGAAGCGAACAAUGGUGAGUGUGCGGCCACGGCUGAUGGGACCUGGUCAGCACCUGCGUGGGCCCCGCAAGCGGGUCUCAGUGACCUUUGAGGAUGUGGCCGUGAACUUCACCCAGGAGGAGUGGGCUUUGCUGGAUCCUUCCCAGAAAAACUUUUACAGAGAUGUGAUGCAGGAAGUCUUCAGAAACCUGGCUUUUAUAGGAAACAAAUGGGAAGGCAAGAGCAUAGAAGAGCAGAUCAAAAAUUCUGGGAAUAAUCUAAGGCAGAUCAUUUCUCAUUCCGGACACAAACCUUACAAGCAUGAGGAAUGUGAAGAGGAUCUAUAUGAAUUUAAACCCUACAGGACAUCUCUGCCUUCUCUUGAAACUGUUUCAUCACAAAUGUUCAUACAAACUGGAAAUGGACCUUUUAAAAGUGCAGUAUGUGGGAAAGUCUUCAGUUGUUCCAGUUCUAUUCAAAAGCAUGAAGAAACUCAUACUGGGCACAAACCCUAUGACUGCAUAGGGUGUGGUGAAACCCUUUUGUCUCUGACAGGUGUUCAAAGACACAUGAUCACACAGAGUGGAGAUAAACCUUUCAAAUGUCAGGUAUGUGGGAAAGCCUUUCCCUAUCACAGUUUAUUUAGAAUGCAUCAAAGAACACAUACUGGAGUGAAACCCUAUGAAUGUAAAUACUGUGCUCAAACCUUUAUUUCACGCCCAAGUCUUCAAAGGCACAUAGUCAUGCACACUGGGAAAGCACCUUUUAAAUGUGAAGUAUGUGGGAAAUACUUUGUUUAUCCCAGUUUUUUAAAAGAACACCAAAGAACACAUACUGGAGAGAAACCCUAUCAAUGUGAAUGGUGUGGAAAAGCCUUCAAAGAUCAAGGUUAUUUUGUAAGACAUCGAAGAGCUCAUAUAGAACAGAAGUUCUAUGAAUGUGAACAAUGUGGAAAAGCCUUCUCUGCUUCCUCUUACCUUCAGAUCCAUAAACGAAUUCAUACUGGAGAGAAGCUCUAUGCAUGUAAACAAUGUGGGAAAGCCUUCACUCGUUCCUCUCGCCUUCUCGUACAUGAACGAACUCAUACUGGAGAGAAGCCCUAUAAAUGUGAACGAUGUGGGAAAGCCUUCAGUACUUCCGCUUAUGUUCAACUACAUGAACGAAUUCAUACUGGAGAGAAACCUUAUAAAUGUGAACAAUGUGGAAAAGCUUUCACUCGUUCCUCUUACCUUCACAUACAUAAGAAAACUCAUACCAGAGAGAAGUCCCAUAAAUGUGAACAAUGUGAAAAAGCCUUCAUUUGUUUCUCUUACCUUCAGAUCCAUAAACGAACUCAUACUGGAGAGAAAUCCUAUAAAUGUAAACAAUGUGGGAAAGCCUUCACUACUUCCUCUCAACUUCACACACAUAAACGAACUCACACUGGAGAGAAACCCUAUAAAUGCGAACAAUGUGAGAAAGCCUUCACUUCUUCCUCUUACCUUAAGAUCCAUAAACGAACUCAUACUGGAGAGAAACCCUAUAAAUGUGAACAAUGUGGGAAAGCCUUCACUAGGUCCUCUAAUCUUCACUCACAUGAACGAACUCACACUGGAGAGAAGCCCUAUAAAUGUAAUCAAUGUGGGAAAGCCUUCACUAGGUCCUCUAAUCUUCACUCUCAUGAACGAUCUCACACUGGAGAGAAACCCUAUAAAUGUAAUCAAUGUGGGAAAACCUUCAUUACUUCCUCUAAACUUCAUUUACAUGAACGAACUCACACUGGAGAGAAGCCCUAUACAUGUAACCAAUGUGGGAAAGCCUUCACUUCUUCCUCUAAACUUCAAUUACAUGAAUGAACUCAUACUGGAGAGAGGCCCUAUGAAUGUAAACAAUAUGGGAAAGCCUUUACUUGUUCCUCUAACCUUCACUUACAUGAACGAACUCAUUCUGGACAGAAGCCCUGUGAAUAUAAACAAUGUGGUAAAGGCUUUGCUAGAUCCAGUCAGUUUCACUUACACAAAUGAACUCAUUAGAGAGAAAUUCUAAUGAAAACGGGAGGCAAACAUUUUAUUACCAUUUCACUCCUAAACACUAAGAACAUUACUGGAGAAAAUUUCUUUGAAUGUAAAAUGUGGUAAAUGAAUAUUCCUUGUCAGUUACAAAGACAUGAAUGGUCUCAUACUGCAGAACAUUUUUUUGUUCUGGGAAUUUAGUCCCAGGGUGCUCUACCAUUAAGCUACAUUCCCAGUCCUUUUCCUUUUUAUUUGGAGACAUAGACUUGCUAAGUUGCUUAGGGCCUUGCUAAAUUACUGAGACUGGAGUCAAAGUUGUGAUUUUUCCAGAGUCACUGGGAUUACAGGUAUGCACUACCCCAUCUGACUGAAUAAAAUUUCAAAUGAAAAAUUAUGACAAAUCAUUCUGUGUUUCCAAUUGCCUUCAAAGGAACUUCAUUCACACCGAAAACACACUGAGUGUGUGAUGUUUCAUUUUUCUUCUCAUGUUGAAAGUUCUUGUGGAGAGAAGCCCUGUGAAUGUGAGAAAUGUGGGAAGCCUUCCAGUUUUCCCAGUUCCUUCCAAGGACUGGGAAGAUUCAUGUUGAAAGAUUUAUGUCAAAUAAAUAAAUAAACCCUAUGCAAGUAAGAAAUGUGAAGAGUUCAGAUGUUCCAGUUUGUUCAGUUGUGUGAAAGGACUCCUCUGUAGGGAAACCUGUGGAUAAACAAUGUGGACAGUAUUCAACUGUCAUACUUUCCUUCAAAGACAUAAAAGGAUCCACAUCAGGGAAAUCCCUUCUGCCCUUCAGGAAAUUGAACACUUUCAACUUUCCCAUUCUCUUUGAACACCACAGAAGAGCUCACUAGAAAAACGCCUUCUGUGUAGAAAUGUGGUGCAGCCUUCACUUAUUUCAGAUCCACUCAGACUUGAGUGACAUGUUUUUUGUUUUUUUCUUUGUACCUGGAAUUGAACUCAGUGAUGCUUAACCAUUGAGUCAUAAUCCAGCCCUUUUUAAAUCUUGAAAAAAUUUGAGACAUGGUUUCAUUGAAUUUCUUAGGGCCUCACUAAGUUGCUGAGGCUGACUUUGAACUUGUGAUCCUCCUGCCUCAGCCUCCUUAGCCAUUGGAAUCACAGUUGUGUGUUGCUUUCAGCAAGUGACCUUAUUCUUGAGAAAAGCACUAUAGGGGUAUUCAAGGGUGUGUGCCUUCAUUUCUUCUCUGAGCUUGUUGGAAAUGCACCCUGUAAUGGAAAGAAGCUUUAUGUCAACUUGAAAAUUGGAAAGAACAUUCUUUUCUGGUUAAAUUUCUAUUUACAUAUUGUUAGAUUAAAUUUUCUUGUAUUUUAAACCUCCAGUCUCAUAAUUAUGUUUUUUCCAUGCCCAUGUGUAAUUCUUAUGUUUUCUGUGUCUCCUCAAAUAUCUUAUUCUUUAUGUUGUGACAAAAUUAAAAUUUUGAGAGGUUCCAGAUUUAAUUACCAGGGUUAGAGAACAGAGAAGACAAAAGGGAAAUUAUUAUUGUUAUUUUCUGUUGGAAGUCCUAAAGCACUGAACAACAUCCCAAGUCCUAUUGUGUGUGAGUGUGUGUGAGUGUGUGUGUGUGUGACAUUGUCUUGCUGGUUAAGUUUCUGAGACCUGCUUUUAACAUGGCAUCCUCAUGCUACAAUCUUUUGAGCCACUGGCAUUACAGGCAUGUGCCCCGCACACCUGGCUUCUCAGUCUCUUGAUACCCUGAUGUAAAUCAGAGUGUGACUUCUUUGUGUGUGGUGUCCAGAUGUUAACCAAUUCAGAACCAAGAGUUGCUUUCUAAUGUGUGUAUGUAAAUUAAAGUCCUUCAAUCUCUAAGAUUCUAGAAUUUUACUGAUCGUCAUAAUAGCAUUUAUUCAGAUGUCAUAUUCCUAGUUUUUUUGUUA